UAAUCCACUGGAGAAGGAAAUGGCAAACCACUCCAGUAUCUUUGCCAAGAAAAUCCAGCAUACAGCAUUGGCCUGCUGUGCUCUACUGGAAGAGCUGAACACAACUAAACAACAAAACACGGGGAAGGUAAACUUGUAAACUGAUAGAAAAGUGUUCAGAAUAAAAUCCUGUUCCAUCUACCCUUGCCAAACAUGCAGAGACUGAACUGUUUCCAUGGACUUUUACAUUGUUUUUAAACAUAACUUUAUAAACUUUAAAACAUAAAACAUAAUCGAGUACACUUUUGUUUGUGUAGAAACAAACAGUAUUUGUUUAAAAAAAUGUUUAGAAAAACUAUGCAAGGUACAGAAAAUGGAAAAAAAAGGGAAAUGUAGAAAAAGAAGAAUUAUUGGAGCACUUAAUUCAUAGAACAGCAGGGUCAGUGGUUAACAAAUAACCUUUAAAAACAUGUUGACUGCUGGACUUAAAAAGAAAAAAAAUCUUAAGUAAAACCAAUUUGCAACUUCAUGUAUAAUCUUUUUUCUGUUCUCUGUAUGUGGAAACACUCACUUUUUUGGCUUUUAAGUUCUGAAUUUUUUAAAAAGGGAAAGAAGUUGCUUGAAGGAAGGUUGUUUUGGUUAGGGGUUUGUAUGGGCAAUAUCUGAAAUUGCACACACUUAAAUGCUUAUUAAAUUGCAGGGGAAAGUAUACAGGCAUUCCAUCAUUUUACUGGAGAAUGUUAUUGAUAUGAGCAUACCCUAUGUAAAUCUGUCAACUUUUGUGCGUGGAUUGUCUUUUGCUUUUAUGAGUGCAAUCGAGACAGAGACACCAUGGAAUAUUCCAGUAUUAAACACAUCCACAAUUUAAAAGCGUUUUGUAGGUAGAUUUGAGGUUUUAGAAGAAAAGUGCAGCAUUACUCAAUUAAAAAAAGAAACUAAGGAUCACGUGAAGCAAUUGCAUUGUUUCUUAAAAUGUCCGUAUUUCUUUUUCUCUUCCUGGUCAGAGCUGGCUGAGUUUUUAAACAUGGUUUUCCUUUGGGGACACAGAUCUGAUGAAUGUGGCUGGGAAUGGAGAAGGGCAUUCUAAUUCUAGGGUGGCCUGGGAGGAAAUUUUCAGUGGUUCUUAGAUAACUAGUUAGGGCUAGUUUUUUUUUUUAAAGCUUCUGAGAAUUCCCUAGGCAUUUCCUCAUUGCAAAGCCCCUCCUCCACGCAUUCCACCGCUCACUUUGGCCGGCGCUGGGGAACUGCAUUCCCACCUGUGCUUUCUUCCCCCCAGUACACCUGAAGUUCUCUCCCUUUUCCCCCGUGGCUCCGGUGGGCUCAUGCACCUGCGGCUGGCCGGUGGGCGUUCUGUUUCCCACACCUGUGGUUUGCACGAGGAGGGGGAGGGGAAGGAGGCAUCCACCUGGGUCUCGACCUCAGUCUCUCCUCGCUGGGGAAAGGGCUUGUGCAAGCACCCCGGCCGCUGCCCGAGCCCUUCCAGCCUGAUCAUCACAUGACUCGGAAGGCGGUGGGAGCCGGAGCCGAAGCCCGAGCGGCGGGAGCUCCUUCAGCUCAGCCUGUGGCUUUAGUUCCGCGCCCGGAGGAAGGGAGAGAAGGGGGCGGGGGGAGAGAGAACCUGCCGCCACCGCUCCGGCCCCCCUCCCCCCGCUCCAGCCGGUUCCCAGCCUCGCUCCAUGUAGCUCCAUUGCGGAAGUGGACCAGGAGGUGGCGGCGGCGGCAGUGGCGGUGGCGGCUGCGCUGGCCCCAGGAGCCCGAGGCUGGGGCCCGGCCCGUUCCCCCCUCCUUGCUUCCAGAGCAACAAAUAGCCGCGAGCCCGUGCUUGCAGUCCCCAGCUCGGCGGCUCCCCGGCUUCCCUCCCUCAUUCUCCUCCUCCUCCUCCUUCCUCGGCGCAGUCGUCGCCGCCGUCCCCAGGCUGCAUGCUCCUGGCCCCCCCCUUCCCCCGCCUCCUCCUCCCGCUCCUCCUCCUCCUGCUGCUGCUGCUCUCCCCGCAGCCGGCCGCGGGAGCAGUAACAUGCUCACUCGCGUGAAAUCUGCGGUGGCCAAUUUCAUGGGCGGCAUCAUGGCUGGUGGCUCGGGCUUGGAGCACGGCGGAGGCUGCGCCGGCGGCGGCGGCGGGGCCGGCUCCGACCUGCCCUUGCGCUUCCCCUACGGGCGGCCAGAGUUCCUGGGGCUGUCUCAGGACGAGGUCGAGUGCAGCGCCGACCACAUCGCCCGCCCCAUCCUCAUCCUCAAGGAGACCAAGCGACUGCCCUGGACCACGGGCUACGCAGAAGUGAUCAAUGCAGGAAAGAGCACGCACAAUGAAGAUCAGGCAAGUUGUGAGGUGCUGUCUGUGAAGAAGAAGUCAGGAGUCAUUACCUCAACUCCAAACAGAAAUUCAUCUGCCAAGCGAAGGUCCUCUCUUCCUAACGGGGAAGGGCUGCAACUGAAGGAGAAUUCUAUAAGAAAACUGAGGCCCAAGAGUGUUGUGUCUUGCCUCACGGUCAAACAGGAAAUAAGCGACAGAGUUGGCUUUGAUCUCAAGUUCUCUGCCCAGGACACGGACGGCAUUUCCUUCCACUACUGGUCCCUCUUUGACGGGCACGCGGGAUCUGGGGCAGCUGUGGUGGCAUCCCGGCUGUUGCAGCAUCACAUUGUGGAGCAACUACAGGACAUUAUAGAGAUCUUGAAGAACUCUGCAGUCCUCCCCCCAACCUGCCUGGGGGAGGAGCCUGAGAACAACCCAGCCAACAGCCGGACUCUGACGAGGGCUGCCUCCCUUCGAGGAGGAGUGGGGGCCCCGGGCUCCCCAAGCACCCCACCCACACGUUUCUUUACGGAGAAAAAGAUUCCCCACGAGUGCCUUGUUAUUGGGGCCAUUGAAAGCGCCUUCAAGGAAAUGGACCUGCAGAUCGAACGAGAGAGGAGCACAUAUAAUAUAUCUGGAGGCUGUACGGCCCUUGUCGUUGUCUGCCUGUUGGGAAAGCUGUACGUGGCCAACGCUGGUGAUAGCAGAGCCAUCAUUGUUAGGAAUGGAGAAAUCAUCCCCAUGUCUUCAGAGUUCACGCCAGAGACAGAACGCCAGCGACUCCAGUACCUGGCUUUCAUGCAGCCUCACUUACUGGGAAAUGAGUUCACACAUUUGGAGUUUCCAAGGAGAGUACAGAGAAAAGAACUUGGAAAGAAGAUGCUCUACAGGGACUUCAAUAUGACAGGCUGGGCAUACAAAACCAUUGAGGAUGAUGACCUGAAGUUUCCCCUUAUAUAUGGAGAAGGCAAGAAGGCGCGGGUGAUGGCCACUAUUGGUGUAACCAGAGGACUUGGGGACCAUGACCUGAAGGUGCAUGACUCCAACAUCUACAUCAAACCAUUCCUGUCUUCAGCUCCUGAGGUGAGAGUCUAUGAUCUCACGAAGUAUGAGCAUGGUGCAGAUGACGUGCUGAUUUUAGCCACAGAUGGACUCUGGGAUGUUUUAGUGAACGAAGAAGUGGCUGAAGCAAUCACACAAUUUCUUCCUAACUGUGAUCCUGAUGACCCCCACAGGUAUACACUGGCAGCUCAGGACCUGGUCAUGCGAGCUCGAGGCGUUCUGAAGGACAGAGGCUGGCGGAUAUCCAACGACCGGCUGGGCUCAGGAGACGACAUUUCUGUCUAUGUCAUUCCUUUAAUACACGGGAACAAACUUUCAUGAGACUCAUGAUGGCCCAGGGGACUGGGAGGGUUGUUGGAAGAGAGAGAUGGUAUGUCUCUUUGAGAAAGGGAAAUGCAGAAGUCAGUUCCAAUUGGUGUCCUCCAUUCUCAAUCCAUGCCAGGUGGGUGAGGAGUUUGCUGUUAGCCAGGCGGGGCUCCGAAAAAUGCCUAGUGCUUCAGGUAUCCCUUGGGUCCCCACCUUCUCCUAUAUUCAUGGGACUUGGGCAUUCAGCAAGAGCUAAAUGCAAAGACUUCUCUUGUGCAUCAGGUUUCUCUUGCUUCCUUUUAUAGAUCACCUAAGUUGAGGCCUACACAUUGGGGGCCACAGGAGUAUUUAUUUUGUUCCAGAAUACUUGGAGCAAGCAUUUUCAGGUAUAACCCAGUUAAAAGAUGUUCAGCCAGUCCAAUUGCCAGCUUCCCUAAGAACUGAGGAAGAUACACACUGGAAAGUCACUGUAAAUGAAUGCUGGCUUGGAUGCCGAAGUCCUCCAGUCAGCCUGGUGCUUGUUACAGGGAAAGCGUAGAAGACAUGGGGGGUUUUUUAUGGGUGUGGUUUGGGUGGGGGGGAGGUGGUUUGGUUUUUUUGCAUUCCUUGAAUCCCCAUCUUCCUGGUGCAGAGAGCAGGGCUGGGAUAUUGCAGCUCCUUGCCGAGGAAUGCAUUUUCCAAAGCUAGCCCACAGCAGUCCCUAUAUUAUCUUACCUACGAGGGCCCAAGCAGCCAUGUGAAACAGGGCCCUGAAUGACAGAACACUGUUGGUGUAUGACAGUGAGAGUUGUCUGGGUCACAUUCUCUUUCCAGAUUGGUUUGUUUUCACCAAAAUCUGCAUAGUCCCCUGGACCUUUCUGGCAUCUACCAUUACCCUCGUUGGUCUUUCCUGUUGGGGCCCAAGGGGUCUCUCUGGGAGGAGGGAUUUACAUUCAUUGAAUGGCUGCCUCCCUCUCUCCUCCUAUCACCCGUCCUGUUUAAAGGAUCACUCUGUAUAUGGAGACCUGUUUGAAGCAAUGUUUAGGAGACUGGGGUGUCUGGGAAGUCUCUUACAUUGGCCUUUUAGCCAUACCUCCUUUGAGGAAUACCACAACAUCCAUGGUCGUGUUCCUUCCCCAUUACAUACCUAAAACCAAACCAGGAUUCCAGGGCAGUGACCAGGGGGCAGACAUCUCAUGCUCCCCUGGUACUCAUCAGCGUUUUCCAAUCAGGUCUCUUGUACACCCUAGAGUACUGACUGCUUCACACUUCCUCCCUGCCAUCUCUUGUUUCUAGAUAUGAUUUCACACUUCUUGCUCAUACACCAAAGCACCCCACUUUCAUAACCCUAAUCCAGUCUUGCAGACUUUUUUUUUUUAAGAGAGAUGGAAUUCAAAAUGAAGUAAAUAUCCUUUCUGACUACUGUGCAAAUGACAGUGCUUUGCUUUGUGGGAGCUGGGGUGAGGCAAGGAGUGGGGUCUACCAGUUGUGUCUCCUCCAUGAGUCUUAGAUGCUUGGGGCGUCUUCACCAAGCUAACCACUUUCUGUAAUGAAAACCAUUUCUGUAGGCCAGUGAAAGAGAAGAAGGGAGUUGGUGUAAUUCUAAAAAAUGCCAGCCAGCCAGUUCCACGUUUCACACAUAUUUGAAUUCCUUCCCCAGAGGAGAAGAGGGCCAGCAUUUCCACCAGGCUGCCACGUCUUUGGCAUUCCUGGAGGCAUUAAGAUUUUCUUAGGAUUGGCUUAGAGCCUUCCCUACUCAGGAACUAUUCCAUGAUGUGUAAACUAGUAGCCUGCCAAGUGGCAUUUCAGUACUAAGGCACUCACCAGGUAUUUACCCCCAACCGCUGGCUGCAAGGAGUUUCUAUACCACUUUGUCCAUCUAGGUCUGCCCACACGAGGUAGGCCCCCUCCCACUUCCUUCCUCUGCAGAUCAGAUCCACCGUUGUGUCAGAUUCUGUGCUGUAGAGAUGGGGAGCUGGAAGAGGGGGGCUGGGAGAGGGAUGCUCUGACUUCUGUGGUUCCCGUGUUGACUGUAUGUGGUGCUGCAGACAAUUACAUGCUGGGAGAGCCAGAGACCAUUCCGUUUCUCUGUCUUGCUCUCAGAUCCUUUCAGGCAAAUACAGAUGGGAGGAAUGGCGAUACAGAGGACUGUCUACUGGCGCCUUGAGCCUGUAUGUCAUGGAAGCAAGUCUCAUGCUGUAUGAUCCUAAGUAGCCAGUUCCCAACCCCCUGAACACACACACACACACCCCUAUUCCCAUUCCCCUUGUGUUUCUUUUCUUCAUAUAUUGCAGCUGUCUUGAGUCUUUUUAUGUAACAGCAGCCAGACUUCUUGACUUAGCACCCCGUUCACCUCCUGGUCAAAGUUCAGCAGCAGCCCAGUGCAUAGCAUGGCCACUAGGUCUCAGGCUAUCUUCCCCUGGAUACCCACUUCCACUAGCCAUGAAAUCCCACCCUUUGAGCAUUUGUUUGUCAUUUCAGGAUAGCAUCCAGAAAUUCCACUCCCAAGCCAUAGGGAAAACAAGUCCCCAAGAGCCCAAACCCAGUUUUGUACCUUUCCCUAACAUGUGGCAUUUUCUGGUUUGGAAAGCAGAGCUGUUGGGUGGAGAAAGGAGAAGAGGCAGUUGAUGCCAGGUCCCAGUCCUGUAAAGGAGGAGCUUGAGUAAGACUAUACUAAGGGAGAAUAAAUCAAAAGUGACCAAAAUGAUUUGUCCAAGCCCCAUGUUGAGAUCACUUUGUGGUCUGAGCUCGCUGCAUAUUUGCCUUUCUCCCCAGACUGGGGUGAUGGGUCCUUUCAUCCUUGGGCAGUGACCACGUCGAGAUAACGUGCUGGCCGUCAGAGGACUUCCCAUAAGCCCAGAAGGCGGCACACUCCAAAUUCCACUUAUCUACAUGCCACCAAGUCUUAUGCGCCUGACUUUGAGCCAAAUCCACUUGUUGCUAUCCCAGAGGAAGUCUCGCUUUUCAUUUCCCAGUGAUGUUAUUCUAGUUCUCCUGGGUGUUGGGAGUUCUUUUUGUCUUGUGGUAUUUUGUUUAAGUGAGUCCCUCCCUCUCCCCAAGUUACCCACUUGUCUUAUUUAAGAUGGUUCUUUCCAUUUCCCAACUGGGCUUGUCCAGCCCCUCUAAGCCCUACGUUUUGUCAACGCUGUUUUCAUUAAAGGAAGCAGAACAGGUCCAAGGAAAACUGCUCCCAAACCCAUACUCCCCGUCCCGAUUUAGGCUCUAGGAUGACCAUUGCCCACACAAACCCGUUUCUGCACAGUCAGCCCUGGGAUAUUAGACCAGCCAAGCUUUGCACCCAUAUGGCCAAGGUGAAUCCUAACCAAAGGCUGAGCUGAGAGAGAGGAGCCUGAGUGCUCAGAAGGGACAGAAGAGGAGCAUGUAUCACUGGGCCUGAGGGGAACCCAACUGUGACUAUCCUCAGAGUUUUCUUCUGCUGAUAAUGGGGAAGUGGGUACCUAAGCUUUCUCUACUGAAUUCUGCUUUGGUCCCCAGCAUACUUGGGGGGUGAGGGGAGUUAAUGGAGGGAUUGUACUAUUUUCAUUUGAAGUUUUAAUAGUCAACUCUCCCCCUAACACCCCUCUCCUUUCCCUUUGCUUCUCUGCCACCAUUCAUCUCGGGCAGGGCUUUAGCCAUGCCAGUAGAAAUCUGGGAUAUUAAGAGAUUUGGUUUCUGACCCUGGGACCCUCUGAGAAAGGGUCUAUUUUGAUGAUAAUCUGCUAUUCCAGACUCUCAUGGUUUCUCCCAGGUGUAUGCCCCUUCAUGAAGUCAGGUUAUUAUUUAUUAAUCAGGGGGAGGGGGUUUUAUAUCACCAGGUAUAUAGCCUUUCUUUCAAGGGCCCAAGGCACUCUGUACUCUUUCCCCCAGUGAAUAAUAAAGCCUUAAUGGGAUUUCAUUGUUUUUUUUUCCCCCUUGGAAAAGCAGCCCCUUACAGGACCAGCAGGGAGAAAGGAGAGAGAGAGAUUUUCAAAAGAAGAGUCAGGCUGACCCCCCUACAGGCUUUUAAAAAUAGAAAAGGCCUCAGGCCACUAGACAGAGUUCGACACUGGAAAGCUCCGAGUACAAAAGACCAGAGGGUGUUGCUGAAGCCAGGCGGCUUGCCCUGGCCUUCCAUGAGGGUUUGCAGCUUGGCAGAGUUCAGCCAUCCUUGGAAUUGAAGCAGGCCUUGGUAGUGGUGAGCUGGUAGCAUGGCACGCUGAUGGGUAAAGCACUGAGAUACCUGUAGAAUAUACCACGUAGGCAGCCCAACCAGAAGGAAGGCUCGGUCCAGAUUGGAAUGCCAGCUUGAACAGGCUUGACCGUCUCACCCCACCACGUACUCUUGUGUAAAUAGCUUUCCUUUUCCUUUUGCCUUUGUCUUAGAUGAAGAUGUAUUCAUGUACCUACCACGUAGACAGUGACCAAAUGAGACUGUGUAUGUGCUGCCACUUUCUACCUGUGAUGUACUUGAAGGAUGAGGAGCCCACAGGGCCUCUGCUAAACUUUCUGUCCUCCCUUGAGUACUCUGUGUUUGUUGAUGUCUGUUUGGGGAUUUUUUUUGUUGUUGUUUCUAUUUUUAGAGAUUUUUUGGAGGGUUAGUCUUUCCUGUCCCCCUGUUUUGCUUCCAUUUUCAUUGUUCCUGUUGGGGUUCAAGCAGGCCUACAGCAGAAACCACACUUUCAACACCGUGCGAUCGUUUGGGUUUUUUCCCCACAAGGACCCUUAUGUAAUGAAGAGGGAGAAGAAUCUGUCAGAAAGUGGCUUUCAGAACAAUACACUUUUCUGCUUUUUUUUCUCAAUUGUGUUGACUUUUUGUAAGGUGCCCCCACCCAGACAAAAACUGUUUAGUACAAAGGAUUUAUUGUACAUGUUUUGAAAACUUAAGUGCAAUGUCCCAAGGGAGAAGCUAAGGAGAAAUGUAUAUGCUCAUUGACAUUUUAAAAUAAAAAGAUUAUAUAUAUGUACAUAGGACACCUUCA
Messenger RNA from Phascolarctos cinereus (koala), 8574 nucleotides. RefSeq names its product protein phosphatase, Mg2+/Mn2+ dependent 1H (gene PPM1H). Gene Ontology annotation, molecular function: [pyruvate dehydrogenase (acetyl-transferring)]-phosphatase activity. NCBI's taxonomy places the organism in Eukaryota, Metazoa, Chordata, Mammalia, Diprotodontia, Phascolarctidae. Gene Ontology annotation, cellular component: mitochondrion. Gene Ontology annotation, biological process: protein dephosphorylation. The record is from RefSeq and is a predicted model, not a curated record.